AUGAGUUGUCGAUCAGAACAUAUAUGGAUACAACCUAUAACGGGAUCGCGAAAAACAAGUAAUUUAUGCUGGGCCAUUAUCCUUUUUUUAGGUUCAUUAGGAUUCUUAUUGGUUGGAACUUCCAGUUAUCUUGGGAGAAACUUGAUAUCUUUAUUUCCGUCUCAGCAAAUCCUUUUUUUUCCACAAGGGAUUGUGAUGUCUUUCUAUGGGAUCGCGGGUCUCUUUAUUAGCUCCUAUUUGUGGUGCACAAUUUCGUGGAAUGUAGGGGGUGGUUAUGAUCGAUUCGAUAGAAAAGAAGGAAUGGUGUGUCUUUUUCGUUGGGGAUUCCCUGGAAAAAAUCGUCGCAUCUUCCUACGAUUCCUUAUAAAGGAUAUUCAGUCCGUCAGAAUAGAAGUUAAAGAGGGUAUUUAUGCUCGCCGUGUCCUUUAUAUGGAUAUCAGAGGCCAGGGGGCCAUUCCCUUGACUCGUACUGAUGAGAAUGUUACUCCACGGGAAAUCGAACAAAAAGCUGCUGAAUUGGCCUAUUUCUUGCGUGUACCAAUUGAAGUAUUUUAAGAAAUGAGCUGAGAUAAUGAAUGCUUUCUCAGCAGGAAAUAAAAACAAAAGAAUACCCCUUUUUUUCUAUACCAUAACUUAACUGAAGUUUCUUCAUAACGCUCAUUCUAGUCAAAGAAGACGUAUACGUAACGUAACAACCACAAAACAAAACUUUUUUUGUGGUCUUUUAUGUGUAUGGAAAUAUACACAACUUAAUUCAAUAACAAAAAAAUAAGUAACAAAUCGAAAAAAUGAAUUCAUCCUUUCUAUUUUAUAUCAAAGUAUUUCGAAAUACAUCAAUUUUUUAUUCCGGGCUCUGAGUAGUCAGUUAAAUUUUUUUAAAAUAGAAGAUAUUUUGAUAUAAUGAUAGAAAAUAAUAUUCAUUACUUAAAUACUUAAAUAAAGCGGUUCUUUCAGGCAGUCAUCGAUUCGUCGAAAGGGGGAUACUUGCUUCGAAUUUAACCAAUUACUAUAUCUGGAAACAAUAGAAUAGUUUUUUGUUAAUUCUUUGAAUUCGAAGUGGAUUCUUAAUCUAUUUCUGUAUUCUUUAUACAUUCAAAGACUAACUCCGAAAUCACAAAUAAAAAAAGUGAAUAGAUUAAUAAGUUCGAUACUUUGUAAUAGAACUCAUGCAUGAGAGAAAUAUUGGAUGGCGUAGAGUCAACUAAUGAGGUCGGUUCAUUAAAAAUUAAUAGACGAAAUGAAAAAAUGUCAAAAAAGAAAGCAUUCACCUCUCUUUUAUAUCUUGCAUCUAUAGUAUUUUUGCCCUGGUGGAUUUCUCUCUCAUUUAAUAAAAGUCUGGAAUCUUGGGUUACUGAUUGGUGGAAUACUAGGCAAUCUGAAAUUUUUUGGAAUGAUAUUCAAGAAAAGAAUAUUAUAAAAAAUUUCAUAGAAUUGGAAGAAAUCCUUCUUUUGGAGGAAAUGAUCAAGGAAGACUCAGAGACACAUCUACAAAACCUUCGUAUAGGAAUCCACAAAGAAACGCUCCAAUUAAUCAAGAUACACAAUGAGGAUCAUAUUCAUACGAUUUUGCACUUCUCGACAAAUAUAAUCUGUUUCGUUAUUCUAAGCGGUUAUUCUAUUUUGGGUAAUGAAGAACUUGUUAUUCUUAACUCUUGGGCUCAGGAAUUCAUAUAUAACUUAAGUGACACAAUAAAAGCUUUUUGGAUUCUUUUAUUAACAGAUUUUUUUAUCGGAUUCCAUUCGACUCGUGGUUGGGAACUAAUGAUUGGCUUUGUCUACAAAGAUUUUGGAUUUGCUCAUAAUGAUCAAAUUCUAUCUAGUCUUGUUUGUAUUUUUCCAGUCAUUCUAGAUACUCUAUUUAAAUUUUGGGUUUUUCGUUAUUUAAAUUGUGUUUCUCCGUCACUUGUAGUGAUUUAUCAUUCAAUGAAUGAAUAAAAAAGGAUCUACGGAUAUUAAUCCAAUUCAAUUACAGCGUUUCUUACUUUGUAGUUGUCCAGAAGCAAAGCAUGUAAAAGCAUACUUACUCUUUCAAUUUCUACCCAUCCCAAAGAUUUAUUCUAUAUAUUAAAUUUAAUAUUAUUUAUUCCAGUAAAAUUAUUCCAGUAAAUAGCAGAAUUGCGGAUAGGGAACUAGGUUAGCGACCUACCAAAUUUAUUGUAGACAUUUUUGGGCUCAAUGGUUGGACCAUGCAAACUAGAAAGACUUUUUCUUGGAUAAAGGAACAAAUAAAUCGAUCCAUUUCCGUAUCGCUCAUGAUAUAUAUCAUAACUCGGCCAUCUAUUUCAAUUGCAUAUCCCAUUUUUGCACAACAAGGUUAUGAAAAUCCACGAGAAGCGACUGGUCGUAUUGUAUGUGCCAAUUGCCAUUUAGCUAAUAAGCCCGUGGAUAUUGAAGUUCCACAAACGGUACUUCCAGAUACUGUAUUUGAAGCAGUUGUUCGAAUACCUUAUGAUAUGCAACUAAAACAAGUUCUUGCUAAUGGUAAAAGGGGUACUUUGAAUGUAGGGGCUGUUCUUAUUUUACCAGAGGGUUUUGAAUUAGCUCCUGCCGAUCGGAUUUCCCCCGA
Messenger RNA from Daucus carota subsp. sativus, 2566 nucleotides. Its product is annotated as photosystem I assembly protein Ycf4. Gene Ontology annotation, biological process: photosynthesis. Bases 1 to 555 code for a protein of 184 amino acids. The record is from RefSeq and is a predicted model, not a curated record. Lineage: Eukaryota; Viridiplantae; Streptophyta; Magnoliopsida; Apiales; Apiaceae. The transcript has a single exon. Gene Ontology annotation, cellular component: photosystem I; membrane; thylakoid.